This is a messenger RNA of Danio aesculapii, 715 nucleotides long. It is a transcript of the gene capsla, whose product is annotated as calcyphosine-like a. The transcript is spliced from 5 exons. The record is from RefSeq and is a predicted model, not a curated record. Gene Ontology annotation, molecular function: calcium ion binding. NCBI's taxonomy places the organism in Eukaryota, Metazoa, Chordata, Actinopteri, Cypriniformes, Danionidae. Bases 82 to 648 code for a protein of 188 amino acids.
GAAAAAAACGCAGGUGCACCUGAGAAACACGAGAUGCUUUGCACAUAAGACCACCAACAGGACACACAGCAGGUAUCAGUAAUGGCAGCAGAGGCUUUGCAGGAUCUUCGACAGCAGUGCCUCAGCCGAGGGGCCGCGGGAAUCAAGGGUCUUGGAAGGAUGUUUCGCAUUAUGGACGACGACGGCAGUAAAUCUCUGGACUUCCAGGAGUUUGCUAAAGGUCUGCAGGAUUACGGCGUGUCUGUGGGGAGAGAUCAAGCGCAGCAGAUUUUCGCCAUGAUGGACAAGGAUGGAAGCGGCAGCAUCAACUUCGAUGAGUUUCUGGAGAAAUUAAGACCACCCAUGUCGAGCGCACGGAUGCAGGUCAUCAGACAGGCUUUCCAGAAGUUUGAUAAGAGCGGAGACGGCGUCGUGACCGUGGAGGAUCUGCAGGGUGUUUACAACAGCAAACAUCACCCCAAAUACAAGAGCGGCGAGUGGACAGAAACACAAGUCUUCCACUCUUUCCUCGACAGCUUUGACUCUCCUCAUGACAAAGAUGGAAAGGUGACUCUGGAGGAGUUUGUGAAUUACUACAGCGGCGUCAGCGCUUCUGUCGACAGUGACGACUAUUUCCUCUCCAUGAUGAAGAGCGCGUGGAAGCUGUAGGCUUUUCAUUAGUCUUUAGAAAUCUGACUGAAACGCUGCAAUAUUUACAUGUAGAAAUCAUGUCUCA